CGCAGUGGCAUUGACUUAAACCUAUUAUCUCCCGCUCGUGUUACCAACUCGAUCCUACCGUUUCUAUAAGGCGUGAUCUCUAUCCCUUAUCCGUCUCAAGGUGUCCUGCCACCCGAGCUUUGCAAGCCCAGCAUCACUCGUAGACAUCGCCACAAUGCAACCGAUUGCGACCACCACCUCUGUUCGAGCACUCGCCUCCGCGCCUCGAGGCUACCUCUUCACAUCCUCCCGAUCCAGUCUUCGUACCCUGAGCACCUCUGCCGCACUCCGAUCCGACUCGAGACCUCCCUCCAGCCCGUUCCCAUUUGGGGGCCCCUCGCCACCGAAACUACCAAAAGAAGACCAAGAAAUCUUUGAAUCUCUGCAGCGCGCAUCAACGGGCGCUUUCUCCACGCCCCGGAGGACACCGCCGCGGAUAAAUCAGUCGCCGCACUCUGCACCUGCCGAGGCCGCGGACGCGCAGGGUACGGUGCAAGCAAGGGUUGAAAAACUGCAGGCACAGCAACCGAACAAGGGUGGAAAGGACGACGCCGGGCACAGUAACAGUAUGUCCCAGUUCAAAGAACAAUAUGACCGGGUGAUCGAGGCGAGAGGGCGAGGCGAAGAAUUACAUCCCGACGUCGCCCGGGGCGCGCGGCCGGAAUUCGAAGGCGAUGUGAAUCCUAAGACGGGCGAGGUUGGAGGGCCGAAGAAUGAGCCGCUGAGAUGGGGGGCGUCGGGGGAGUGGAGUUAUAAUGGGAGGACUACAGACUUUUAGAUGUAUGAUAUAUGCUAUGGGAGUUGUUAGGCGCAUGUUGGAAGGGACGAUUGGUUUCGUGGUCGAAGAUCAUAGAUUGGGAACUGAGUGUCGAGCUUGAUGUCUAGGAGAGUUUCACAGAUGCAAAAGCCCUCAGAUACCACUCGUAUUGCGGUCAAUGAGAGCAAAACUCUGAAGUCAGAUCCCCAGGCAGAGCGGUUCUUGGUCUGUAUAUGCUCCUAUGUACGGAGAGCUCGUUUUUGUUCGCAGGUCAGCCCAAACUUGCCAAUGUUCCUGGCUGACGCCCAGAUGUGAUGCUUCAACUUCGAUCUUGAUCCUUAUGUCUUGACCAGUGCCUAACCAUUGCGGUUCGUG
Messenger RNA from Exophiala xenobiotica, 1111 nucleotides. RefSeq lists its product as uncharacterized. Gene Ontology annotation, cellular component: mitochondrion. Gene Ontology annotation, biological process: mitochondrial respiratory chain complex II assembly. NCBI's taxonomy places the organism in Eukaryota, Fungi, Ascomycota, Eurotiomycetes, Chaetothyriales, Herpotrichiellaceae. The transcript has a single exon. The record is from RefSeq and is a predicted model, not a curated record. The coding region runs from base 155 to 757 and encodes 200 amino acids.